CGGCCUUGCGGGGCGUCUGGGCGGUACCGGGGAGGGCUGGAGGCGGCGGCUCCAUCGGCUGUCACGCCUGGGCUGCGGGUCAGGGUCGUCGUCCUGUGGGUGACCCCCGUGGAGUGAGCGGCAGCCCUGGGGUCCUGGACCAGCGGACAAGGAUUCGCCUCGCCGACUGCUGCUGCUUGGGCAACAAGUGAUUAGAUCUGCUUGGUAAACCUGGUGUGUCACCAUGCUGGCUGCAAGGUUUGUGUGUCUCCGGACACUACCUUCCAGGGUUUUCCACCCAGCCUUCACCAAGGCCUCCCCUAUUGUGAAGAGUUCCAUCACGAAGAAUCAAUGGCUCUUAACACCCAGCAGGGAAUAUGCCACCAGGACAAGAAUUGGGAUCCGCCGUGGGAAAACUGGCCAAGAACUCAAAGAGGCUGCAAUGGAACCAUCAAUGGAAAAAAUAUUUAAAAUUGAUCAGGUGGGGAGGUGGUUCGUUGCUGGAGGAGCUGCUGUUGGUCUUGGAGCAUUGUGCUACUAUGGCUUGGGAAUGUCUAAUGAGAUUGGAGCUAUUGAAAAGGCUGUAAUUUGGCCUCAGUAUGUGAAGGAUAGAAUUCAUUCUACCUAUAUGUAUUUAGCAGGAAGUAUUGGUUUAACUACUUUGUCUGCUUUAGCAGUAUCUAGAACACCUGCACUUAUGAACUUCAUGAUGAGAGGCUCUUGGGUGACAAUUGGUGCGACCUUUGCAGCCAUGAUUGGAGCUGGAAUGCUGGUACACUCCAUAUCAUAUGAGCAAAGCCCAGGCCCAAAGCAUCUUGCUUGGUUACUACAUUCUGGUGUGAUGGGUACAGUAGUAGCUCCUCUGACGAUAUUAGGGGGACCUCUUCUUAUCAGAGCUGCAUGGUACACAGCCGGCAUUGUGGGAGGCCUCUCUACUGUGGCCAUGUGUGCACCCAGUGAGAAGUUUCUGAACAUGGGAGCACCCCUGGGAGUGGGCCUGGGUCUCGUCUUUGUUUCCUCACUGGGAUCUAUGUUUCUUCCACCUACGACUGUGGCUGGAGCCACUCUGUACUCAGUGGCCAUGUAUGGUGGAUUAGUCCUUUUCAGCAUGUUCCUUCUGUAUGAUACUCAAAAAGUAAUCAAGCGUGCAGAAGUAAUACCAGCAUAUGGAGUUCAAAAAUAUGAUCCCAUCAAUUCGAUGUUGGGGAUCUACAUGGAUACACUAAAUAUAUUUAUGCGAAUUACAAGUAUGCUAGCAUCUGGAGGCAACAGAAAGAAAUGAAGUAACAGCUUCUGGCUUCUCUACUGAAUCAGAUGUCUUGCUUGUUUAUAACAGCAGAUAUUUGUCACAUAGUUUGUACAAGCAGCUUUCCAUGAUGUUUAGAAGUUAGGAACAUAUGUUGUCAACAUGUUUAAAAUGUUCCAGUAAUGUGAUGCUUCAGGUUUGCUUUUUCUUUUAGAGAAUAAAUUCAAUAGUUCUCUUCCAAAUAAGCACAUACAUUUCCAAUUCUCAUUUUUAAAAUACUUUAACAAAAUGUGAAAUCUAAGGUUUGUGUUAUAAGAAUUUAAGGUUUUAAGUUUAUUGGGUUGAAUUAGCAACCUCACGUUUGCCUGCAUAUUUGGGGGGAUACAGAAUGUUGAAAAUACGGGUUUUGGUAUAGAGACCAGAGAGAAGUAAAAGAUCACUUGCAGUAUUUUGUUGAAUACUUAUGUCUUAGCUAUGUGAUCAUGAGGAGCCAGUAAGAGUUAUCUUAAGUAUUUGGAAACAGUGCUAUUUUCACGAGUCUAUGAAACAAAGACAGAGGUGACUAAAUCUGCUCUACUUCUCAUGUCUCUACAUUGUAGAUGAAUUGGUUGGCUUCUCAUUGUUAGGGCAGCCCAAAGUAUUAUCAUACAGAGAAUUCCUGAUAGAAUUAUGUGAGUUUUACUAUUGAAUCUUUUCUUUCAAGAUAAAAUAUUUAUUUGAAACAAAAUUUGUUGCUUUUUUUCAAGUACACAAAAGAUGUGUUUAUAAUUGCUGAGGAUUUGUUGCAUACUUAUUGUCUAAUUAAAUAUAUGAUUGCUUUUCUCAUCUCUUCAAACUUGGAAGCCUUUUUCCAGAAAAGUCUGUUGCUUACACUGGAGAUUAUGAAAGCAGUUUUCUCAUAAAACUGUUGGUUUCUUGCAUUCCCUCUGAGACUAAGCACUUAAUAAGCAAGCAACUCAGACCCUGUCUCUAAAUAAAAUACAAAAUAGGGCUGGGGAUGUGGCUUGGUAACUCAGUACCCCCCCCCCAAAACCCCCCUCCUCCCCAAAAAAGGAGUGUUUGUGAAAUGUAUGAAUCAGAAGUGUAAUAGGGAAAGUGCUCCAUUAGUGUCCACUAGCAGAGUUUUUGUUCUGUUCUGCAUAAACCAUUAUUUAGCUUUUUGUGAUUAUAAGUUUUUUGAUACAAAAGUUAUUUUUGAAAGUCUUUAAUGAAUGGGAAGAAAUAUGUAUGAUUAUUGAGAUGAUUGCUGUUUUUGAGAAAUAUUUAUUACAGUAAUCCAGAAAUAGCUAUUUUAACCAUCUCAAAGUAUGAAGGUUGCUUAUUUCCGAAAUAAUAAAGGUUUCAACCAGA
Sciurus carolinensis (gray squirrel) is the source of this 2575-nucleotide messenger RNA. It is a transcript of the gene Ghitm, whose product is annotated as growth hormone inducible transmembrane protein. The record is from RefSeq and is a predicted model, not a curated record. The coding region runs from base 224 to 1261 and encodes 345 amino acids. Lineage: Eukaryota; Metazoa; Chordata; Mammalia; Rodentia; Sciuridae. Gene Ontology annotation, cellular component: mitochondrial inner membrane. The transcript is spliced from 9 exons.